AUGUUUGGCUCUUCCAUUUCUGGUAUUCUGCUACUGGCAUCGCUGGUGACAGUGCAAGCUGCACCCGAAACCAGCAGCCAUCGGUUUGAGAAGCGUGGUACCUUUGGUCCCAUCUCUACUGGAGCUCCCAAUCUUGCUGGAGGCAACGCUGUCUGUGAUGCUGCUCCUAUUUCCAGCUUCUUUGCUGGCAUGAAGCCUCCAUACCCUACCAACUCUUGGUGGGCUCCGUAUGCCACAUCCCCGGGCAACCAAACCGCGGCCGGUCCAUUCCCCUACGAAUCAUGGCUAGAGGGUAGCGGUGUCACAUUUGGUGUCAGCGCAAACCGACAAUUCGAUGGCACAUCCGUCAAGAACCCGUCGCAGACAGACUGGAGAGCCUCCUUCUCGGAGCACUCUGGUACCUUUGACAAGCACAAGGCCCUAGGCUGGGAUACCCAGACCGUCACAGUACAGUACUUUGAAGGCGCAUCAUCCAUGACGGCCUACCUGGUGCCAGGCUCCCCGUACAUGACAUUCAAGUACGACGGUGCCACGCCCGUCCUAACCUCCAAGAACGGCGACAUCAAGACGUUCAAUGGCAAGACCCUCAACACUGGCGACAGCACGUCUGCCACGGGCAAGUCCUUCACUGUUACCAACUCCAAGGGCGGGACGUAUAUCAUCUACGCUCUCUCUUCCAUCACUCUGACUGCGACGUCUGCCGGUACCAUCACUGCGAGCGGGAAAUACAAUGAUAUUUUACGACUGGCCAUGCUCAACAACCCCAGCCAUCAGGCUCUCUUGGACCAGUAUUCCUCCAUCUAUGCAACAGCCAUGGACAUGGACUAUUCAUUCACCGACUCCCAAGGCACCAUGUUCUUCAACUGGAAGACUGUCGGCGACGUCAAUAACCUGCUCAUGCUCACUUGGCCUCACCACCGCGCCUCACUGCAAAACCCCAACUACCCUGCCACCAGCUCUCUCAACUACCUCACCACCAAGGGCUGGAUGUACCCGGCACUGGGUAGCCAGUGGCGCUUGACGUACAAGCUUCCCGCAAUCACAUGGAACGCACCCCGAAAACUGGACAACUCUUGCUCGCAGUCUGUCAUUCGCGGCUUGGAGUAUGAAAUUGGUCAGCUCAACGCCUCUGAUCCUGCUGUCCCUGGUGACUUUUACUAUUGGGGUGGCACUAUGGCCGCCAAGGCACGCCUGGCUCUUAUUGCCGAGGAUGUCGGCCGAAACGAUCUUGUCAACCCCGUUGUCCAAUACCUCAAGGCGUCCUUUGCUGCCUGGUUCCAGUCUUCUGCGAAAACCCUCGCCGCCUAUGAGACCGGCUGGGGUGCCGUCAUCAACAAGGCCGGUGCUACCAAUACCUGGGUCGACUUUGGCAACGGCUACAUGAACGAUCACCACUUCCACUACGGCUACUUUUUGAACGUUGCUGCUGUCAUUGCAAAGUACGACCGUGACUGGCUCAACCAGCAUAAGGACUACAUCAACUUCUUUGCUCGUGAUAUUGUCAACCCUUCAUCUCAGGAUCCGUACUUCCCCGUCACCCGCUGCCGCGACUUUUUCGCCGGCCACAGCUGGGCAUCAGGCAUUGCCAACGGUGCCGGCUCUCGCGACCAAGAAAGCUCCGGUGAAGCCGUCAACGGAUACUACGGCGCUCUUCUCUGGGCUUCCGUAGCUCUUUCACAAGACCACGUCAACUACGCCAAACUCAUGCUUGCCACGGAACAGCAAGCCGCCCAGGUCUACUGGCACCUCUAUCCUCAGCAAGGCGAGAACGAUCGCGACAACCCCUACCCCGAGGCUGGUGUCCGCAAGCUCGUGUCCAUGGGCAAUGUCAUGGACUUCCAGUCUGGAGCAUGGCUCUUCUGGGGUGCUCAGCGCGUACAAAUCUCCGGCAUCCAAGUCCUCCCUGUUACUCCUGUCAACGAAGUGCUCUACGAUAAGCUGUGGGUGGACAACAUGUGGGACUACGCCAUGCCCGAGCUUGUUGACCCGUCCAUUGGCGACGACUUCAAGUGUGUCAUUAUUGCGGCUUAUGCCAACAGCAAUCCCCAAGUUGCCGCUGAGUGGUCCUCCAAGCUCACCAGCUGGGGCUCGGGCAAUACUUACACCAACGAGCUCUACUUUAUCGGCACGCGCCCGAAUCCUAGCGGACAGGCCAUCUGCGGCAAGCUCCCUGAGAACCCGUACGGCAAGUUUAAGCUGCAAGUGGCGUCUUCGGGUAAAUACGUUGCGGCGUCUAGCGGCAACUCUAAGCUUGUCGCUUCAGGCAACGAUGCUGGAUCAGGAGCCGUCUUCAACAGCCAGUAUGUCCCCAACGCGGGCACGCUGCAGCUCGACAGCACCAAGCAGUACGUCACGGCCGACCAAGGCGGCAAGUUGACACUGGAUGCUGCGCGUGCCACAGCGGGCGCGUGGGAAAAGUUCACCAUCCGUCCAAAGAUUGGUGCUCCCGACGGCGUCUACUCCAUCAAGGCGUCGAGUAACGGCCAGUAUAUCACAGUCGGCGGCGAUGGAGGUCUGGUGAACAAUGGCGCCAAGGAGAGCGACAGUGCGGGAUUCAAGUUUGUAGCAUAA
Molecule: messenger RNA, 2571 nt
Organism: [Torrubiella] hemipterigena
Lineage: Eukaryota; Fungi; Ascomycota; Sordariomycetes; Hypocreales; Clavicipitaceae
Source: the annotation of a GenBank genome assembly